Molecule: messenger RNA, 1761 nt
Organism: Oryza brachyantha (malo sina)
Lineage: Eukaryota; Viridiplantae; Streptophyta; Magnoliopsida; Poales; Poaceae
Product: probable E3 ubiquitin-protein ligase ARI5
Exons: 1
Coding region: 1-1761 (586 amino acids)
Biological process (GO): positive regulation of proteasomal ubiquitin-dependent protein catabolic process; ubiquitin-dependent protein catabolic process; protein polyubiquitination
Cellular component (GO): ubiquitin ligase complex; cytoplasm
Molecular function (GO): zinc ion binding; ubiquitin conjugating enzyme binding; ubiquitin protein ligase activity
Source: RefSeq, a predicted model, not a curated record
AUGGCCGACCUCGACGUCGACGAUUACUAUAGCGAUGACUUGGACGAUUACUACAGCCAUGGCCUGGAAGAUUACUACGGUGAUGGCGUGCUUGAAGACGGCGACGAUAAUUGUGGUUGGGAGGCGGCUCACGAGCCAGUGGACGGCACCGGCGACGACGAUGAUUGUGGUUUGCACGAGGAUCAGGAGAUGGAGAACGUUGGGUCGGCGAUGGAGAAGGCGUACGUCGUGCUAACCGAGGACGGUGUACGCGCGCGACAGGAGGAGGACGUAGCCAUGGUCUGCGAGGUGCUCUCGGUCCCGCCGGGCUUCGCCGCCGUCCUCCUCCGCCACUUCAAGUGGAGCCCCGAUCUGCUCCAGGAGGCGUGGUUCUUGGACGAGUGGCGGGUACGCGACGCCGUCGGGUUGCCGCCGGGCGGCGCCGCGCCAAUGCUGGAUAACAGCCGGCGGCCGCUCACCUGCGCCAUCUGCUGCGACCAGUUCUUCGCCGGCUGGAUGAGGUCGGCCGGGUGCUCCCACUUCUACUGCGUCGAGUGCUGGCGUGGGUACGUCCGCGCGGCGGUCGUCGACGGCCCGCGGUGCCUGUCGCUCCGGUGCCCGGACCCGUCCUGCUCGGUGGCCGUCGUGCGGGAGCUGGUCGACGCUGUCGCCAGCAGAAAGGACAAGGAGUGGUACGCGACGUUUGCGCUCCGGUCGUACGUGGAGGAGAGCACCCGGCUCAAGUGGUGCCCUGGUCCCGAGUGCACCGUCGCCGUAGAGUUCAUCGGCGGCGGCGGCGGCGAGGACAUGCAGGACGACGUGGAGUGCACGCACGGGCACGAGUUCUGCUGGCGGUGCGGCGAGGAGGCGCACCGGCCGGUGUCGUGCGAGACGGUGCGGGCGUGGACGGAGAAGAACGCCCUGGAGUCCAAGACGGCGAGCUGGGUGCUGGAGAACGUGAAGCACUGCCCUCGUUGCCGGCUGCCGAUCGAGAAGAACCAGGGCUGCAUGCACAUGACGUGCCGGCCGCCAUGCCGCCACGAAUUCUGCUGGCUCUGCCUCCGCCCGUGGGACCAGCACAAGACCGGCGAGAGCGUGUUCGGCUGCAACGUGUACAACCAGGCCAAGGCCGCCGGCGAGGUCAGCCUCGAAGAGGAGCAGCGCAAGCAGGCCAUGGCGUCGCAGGACAGGUACCUCCACUUCUACGAGCGGUGGGCGGCGCACGGCAAGGCGCGCCAAAGAGCGGUGGACGACAUGGCCGACCUCGAGAGCCGCUUAGAGGAGCUGUUCGCCCUGACGGGCGUGCCGGUGACAGACUUAGGCUUCCUGCCGGAGGCGUACCAGCAGAUCGCCGAGUGCCGGCGGCUGCUCCGGUGGACGUACGCCUACGGGUACUACCACCUGGGCACCGGGCGCGACGCCGACGAGGAGCGCCGCACCAUGGUGGAGUGCGCGCAGGGCGAGGCCGAGCGGCAGCUGGAGAGGCUUCACGAGUGCGCGGAGCACGAGAGGGAGGAGCUCGUGGCCACGGUGAUGAAAAUGAACGCGCCGUCCAAGCAGGUCCGGACUGCCGAGCUGGAGCCGGAGGAGGAGUUGCGGAAGAAGCAGCAGCACAAGGGCGCCGAGAUGGUCAUGGCCUACCGGCAAAAGCUCGCCGGCCUCACCGGCGUCACCAAGACCUUCUUCCGUAACCUCGUCAGAGCAUUCCAGGACGGCCUGUCGGAGGCGGGACCUGCUGCCGCCGAUGCAAAUCCGGCACUGAGCUCCGGCGACCCCUGCUGA